CCCCUCGGUCCCGGACUGGCCUCUACAUGGGCCGCGGGGGCAGCGGAGCCGCUCUCGGCUACGGAGGGAGAUCCAAAGACCAUCAUGGACCUCCUAAAAUCCAGUUGUUUAAAGCUGCUGGUUCUGCUGCCCCUUGCUCUGUGCGGGAUCCAUCAAACCUAUGCCGGUGAUUGUAAGGGACGCCGCGAGGUGCUACGCAGCACUUCUGGCUACGUGACGGAUGGACCUGGCAACUACUCGGUCAACGGCAACUGUGAAUGGCUGGUGGAGGCUCCUAGCAGCAGCUACCGUAUCCUCUUGACCUUCAUGUUUAUGGACACGGAAUGCACGUAUGACUACCUCUUCAUUUAUGACGGAGAUUCUCCCAGCAGCCCUUUGCUGGCCAGCCUGAGUGGCAGCACUUUGCCCCCUACCAUCGAGGCCACCUCGGGCAAGAUGCUGUUACACCUCUUCAGUGACGCCAACUACAACCUGCUGGGCUUCAAUGCGACUUACUCUGUCUCACUGUGUCCCAUGGGCUGCUCGGGUCAUGGCAUUUGCGAUAACGAUGGGCGUUGUGCCUGCUUCCAAGGCUGGGGUAGCAAGGACUGCUCGGUCCCUGACUGCAACACGUAUUGCCAGAAUCAUGGCACCUGUAACCAGGUAUCACGACACUGCCAGUGUGAACUGGGAUUUGUGGGUCAGGCCUGUGAUUUAGCCUUGAGUGACAACCAAGGGGCUGGAAAGUGGUACAACGUCAGCAUCCGAGAUUCCAAUUUCUGGCCCCGAACAGCAGCUGCCGGUGCUUUCCUACCUUCUACUGGGGGACUAUACAUUUUUGGAGGCUUGGAUCUAAAUACUGCUUUGGGGGACCUUGUCUUCUAUAACUUCACCACCAAUACUUGGCAUCAGAGGGUGCUUAGCCCUUCCCCCACUGCUCGUCACUCCCACACAGCCGUGGCCUGGGAGGGCUCCCUCAUUCUGUUUGGCGGAGAGCUGGCCACUGGGUCUCUGGCCAACGAUGUCUGGAUGUAUCUGCCCCAGGAGGGCUACUGGCAGGAGCUGUUGCCCCUGAACACGACGAUUCCUCCCGAGUUGGCCGGCCAUGCAUCUGCGGUGGUCGAUGAAUGGCUGUAUGUAUUUGGAGGACGCACCGGCGUGGAUCUCUUCUCCUCCCACAUGUACCGCUUCCACCUGAAACAGUGGACCUGGGAGCUGGUGAUUCCUUCAGGAGGGAAAGCGCCUGCAGCAGCCGGUCACUCCAUGGUCUUCCACCCGGCUUCCCGUACUCUCUUGGUUUACGGUGGGCACCGGCCCUCCACUGCUCGGUUCAGCGUGCGAGUGAACACCACGGACCUCUUCCAUGUGGACCUGCGUUACUGGAGCACGUUGAGGGCCAAAGAUUCACACCGGGGCCCUCGAGAAAGGGCCUUCCACUCCGCCACCGUCAUCGGCAACUACAUGGUGGUGUAUGGGGGCAACGUUCACAUCCAUUACCAUGAAGAGAAAUGUUACGAGGACGAAAUCUUUUUCUACCACUUGGGCUGCCACCAGUGGGUCUCUAGUCAUGAGCUGGCACCUCUCAUCACUCAAGAGCACGAAUCCAAGGCUUUGGCCCAGGCGCGUGGCCGGUAUUCCCACGUGGCCACAGUGAUGAAUGGAAAUGUGCUCCUUGUGGCAGGAGGCUAUAGCGGGGUGCCACGGGGUGACCUGCUGGCUUAUAAAGUGCCCACGUUCGUCUUUCAGGUGCCGUCUCAGAUGUACCAUCUGGAUUACUGCUCUAUUUACACAGAGAAAAGCAUGUGUGCCAAGGACCCAGAAUGCGCUUGGUGCUCCCGAGGUUGCCAGAGCACUCAGCCCCGCAAUCUUUGCCCCAACAGUGGCUGCCUGGGCCUGGCCCGCCUCUUAGUCGACUGCCAAUCCUGCCUCGCCUUUGGGGACACCAACAGUUCUCUGCCCCGAGCUUCAGGUCCCUUCGGCUGGUGUGUGCAAAAUGAGACUUGCAUGCCCACCUCAGAACAGGGCAGGUGCCAAGUGGGGAAGAUUUCAGGGACGUAUGGCUGGUGGGGGCCGCAAUCCUUCUUUAUCACCUCCUUGGCCCAAUGUCAGCGCGAAGAUUUCUUGCCCGGCCUUCAUCUGAUCACCUACCAGCAACCACGCAACGACUCCCAGCCGGACAAGGUCUCCAUCGUCCGAAGCACCACGAUCACCCUGAAUCCCAGCACAGAGAUGGAUGUCUCCCUGGUCUACAAGGGAUUCAUUCACCCCCUGGUGAGCAGCUCUGGACCUGCAGAAGACAUCUCCAUCUGGGCACGCAUCCAGCGCCUGUUCGUGGUUGCUAAAUUAGCCCGAGCCCCUGGCGCCUUGGAGCUGGAGAAGGUAGGAAGCUGGGCGGUGCAACAGGAAAAAGAGAAGCGGUUACUCCAGCGUCCCGGGGCCGAACGCCUUUUUCCCAGCACCGAGAGGGGAAAUAAAUACGCCGUGCUGGUUGAAGGCCACCUCAAUAACUCUGGCACUGGGCAAACAAGCGAACUGACCCUCACGUGGGAUCGCACAGGCGUGCCAGGGGGCAGCGAAAUCUCCUACUUCUUCCUGGAGCCCUACCGUUCCGAGCAGUGCGCCACUUACCACUCGUGUCUCGCUUGCCUGGCCGACCAGGGCUGCGGGUGGUGCCCGCUCAGCUCCACCUGCCAUCGACGGCUGGCCUAUCAGGACGAUGUGGGAGGCUGCGGUCCCGGCACCGUGCGCCUUAUCCUGGUGCCCGGCAACUGCAUCUUGUGUGAAGACUACCGUGACUGCCACACCUGUAGCAAGGACCCGUUCUGCGAAUGGCAAGUCAAUAGCAGUAAAAAAGGAGAUUUUCUUUGCAGUCGCCGAGGGCGUCUUCACACGGCCAUCCGCUCGCCCAAGGAUUGUCCCAAACUCUGCAAUCAGCGUACCACCUGCUCUGAGUGCCUCUCCAAUUCCAGCCAAUGUGCCUGGUGCCAAUCCACCCGGAACUGCUUCUACUUUGCAGCCUACCUGGCUAAAUACCCCUAUGGGGAUUGUCGUGGGUGGUAUGACAGUGUUCACUCUGUGCCCCAAUGCCUGGACUGCACCCGGUUUAACACCUGUCGUGAAUGUUUGCAAAACUUUGAAUGCGGCUGGUGUGGCAACUCCGACAACCCUACCUUGGGCAGGUGCCUCCCGGGAGAUUUCUCCGGCCUCAGCACUUUCUGGAACUGCUCGGUGGCCCUGUGGGAAUCCCACAGACUGCCUCCCUCCCACCCGGCUCAGUGGUCGUACGGGCAGUGUCCCGACGUGGACGAAUGCCGCCUGGGCUUGGCCAACUGCCACCCCUUUGCCCGGUGCAAGAACACCCCGGAUUCCUUCCAGUGUCACUGCAACCGAGGUUACGCAGGCGACGGGUUGGCCUUUUGCAACCAAACACGUUUCAUGACCCAUACAGACUGGACUCACGGGGAGCGCUGCCAUCUUUGCCGGCCGGGCAGCUACGGGAAUGCCACCACCCAGACCGGCUGCCGUCAAUGCGCCUGCAACGAGCAUGGCCUGGAGGAGAUGGGCUAUUGCCACAGUGCCACGGGGGCCUGUUACUGCACCCCACCCACCGAGGGGCUGCACUGUGAGCGCUGUGCCCCCGGCUACUCGGGAGACCCCAGAAAUGGUGGCAUCUGCUACCAGGAAUGCGUGGGGCGCACGUUGCUGCUCAACCUCUCUUCCUCUUCCUCCCUGAGCUCUCAGCGGGCUGGGGGCCCCCUCGCCAACGGGCUCUCUUACUGCGUCUGGGUUUUGUCGACUGGUGCGGACAUCCAGCCUUGCCGGCCGGAACAAACCUGCCCGACAAUCACACUCACCAUUCAGCCGGACACCCUUUGUAUGCACAACUAUAUCUACGUUUUUGAUGGCGUCCCCGACUUCCUGGACACAGGACUGAUCCAGCUGGAUCGGAGCCUCAUUGGGGCGUUCUGCGGCCAGAGUCAUCCCCGUCCUGUCACUGUCGAAGCAGUAUCAGGCCUCCUGGUCAUCUACUACGAAGCCAACACUAGCGACGCCUCAGGCUUCAACGCAACGUACCUGGUCCACCGUUGCUGGCCCAGCUGCCACGUCAACCAGGAAUGCCAGCAGGGCCACUGUGUUUGCAAGCCUGGCUACACCGGGCCCAGCUGCAAGUUCCAGAUCUGUCCCGGCAACUGUAGCGCUCACCUUGGGCAAGGGCUUUGCAACAGGAGACUCGGUCUGUGCAUCUGCAGCCAUCGCUUUGCUGGGGCCGACUGCACCAUCCCGCUGGAGGCUGACAAGAUCAUUUGGGAGACGUUGAUUGACACCCAGUUGACGGCUGACACAGCCAGCCGCUUCCUUCACCGUUUGGGCCACACCAUGGUGGAGGGUCCUGACUCCACCCUCUGGAUGUUUGGAGGCAUGUCGCUGCGCGAAGGAAUGCUGGGCAACGUCUACAGGUACUCCAUCGCCGAACGUCGCUGGACUCAGAUGCUGGCAGGGACUGAGGACCGAGGGCCGGGCCCCAACCCCCGUUACUUCCACGCGGCUGCCUACAUAUCCCCAGGCAAAGCCAUGUACGUCCUGGGUGGGCUGACGGCCGAUGGCGUGGCCAGCGAUUUCUGGCUGCUCAACCUGACCACUUUGCAGUGGAGGCUUCUGCCGGACCCUCUGAUCCCAGCCGUAGCUGGUCACACCCUCACGGCGCGGCGCGGCUCCUCCUUGCUUCUGAUCGGUGGCUACUCUCCCGAGAACGGCUUCAACAAGAAACUGCUGGAAUACAACGUGGCAUCAGAGAGCUGGCACGCCGGGAACCAGGCAGGAACACCCCCGACAGGUCUCUACGGCCACUCAGCUGUGUACCACGAGAGCACAGAUGCUGUUUACGUCUUCGGCGGCCACCGUUUCCACGUGGAGAUGGUAUCGGCUUCUCCUGAACUCUACAGCCUUUAUUAUCCCAACUUGACCUGGAGUUUACUGGCCCCAUCUCAAGGACCAAAGCCCCUGGCUCAUUUCUUCCACGUGGCAGCCGUGCUGAAGGACACCAUGGUGGUCAUCGGAGGGCGGACCGAACGGGAGAAUUUCACCAACCACGUUUUCUUCUACCAGCUGAACUGCAAUACGUGGAUCCUUCCCAACAGCACAGGUAAAAAGUAUAGACAAGGCUGCCCCUUUGGUGGGGUCUCCUGCUUUCCCACCCCAAGGUCUCCAGACGAGUGUCGCCGGCUCAGAACUUGUAGCGAGUGCCUCGCCCAGCAUCCUCGCGCCAUGGCCCACAGCCUGGGUAUUCCCCCUUUACCGCAGUGCAAAUGGUGCACCAACUGCCCCGAGGGCGCAUGCAUCGGCAGCACCGGCAGCUGCACGUCGGAGAACGACUGCCGUAUCAACCAGCGGGAGAUCUUCGUGGCCAGCAACUGCUCGGAGAUCUCGUGCGAGGCCUCCGACUGCGCCAAGUGCACGGCGUCGGGGAAGUGCAUGUGGACGAGGCAGUUCAAGCGGACCGGGGAGACCCGCCGCAUCCUCAGCGUACAGCCCACCUACGACUGGACGUGCUUCAGCCACUCGCUCCUCAACGUUUCCCCGAUGCCCGUGGAGUCCUCUCCCCCGCUGGCCUGCCCCACACCCUGCCACAACCACAGCACAUGUGGAGACUGCCUCAACUCCAAGGGGGCAGAUGGGGGUUGGCAGCAGUGCGUCUGGAGCAUCAGCCUGCAGCAGUGUAUGAGUCCAACUUACCUACCGAUGCGCUGCGCAGCCGGGAUGUGUGGCCGGGUGCUGAGCGGGUCGGAGAGUUGCGCGCCAUCCUGUUCCCGUUUCCAGCAGUGUGCUCUCUGCAUCCAGCAGCCUCGGUGUGGCUGGUGCAGCUUCCGGGAAGAGAACGGCAAAGGGCGCUGCCUGGAGGGUGGACGGAGUGGACCUCGCCAUGGACUGGUGGAGUUGUGCGGCCUAAAGGCAGACUGGGCGUUCAUGUCGUGCCCCCCUGAGAAUGAGUGCCUGAAUGGGCACCACGACUGCAACGAGACCCAAAAUUGCAGCGACCUGCCCCACAGCUACAAAUGCACCUGCAAAAACGGCUACACCCUGGACAACAUUACAGGACUCUGCAAACCGGUGUGCGAGCAAGGCUGUGUGAACGGGACCUGCGUGGAACCCAAUGCGUGCCAGUGCCAUUUUGGCUACGUGGGUCAGAAUUGCUCGGUGGAAUGCCAGUGCAACAAACACAGCAAUUGCCGGGGUGUGUCAGCCCAAGACCAGUGCCUGCAGUGUUUCAACAACACCAUGGGGCAACACUGUGAAAAAUGCCAGCCGCUCUUUGUCGGGUCGGCCCUGAACGGCGGCUCCUGCCGGCCCUGCCACGUUUUCUGCCGAGGGAACAGCAACAUGUGCAUCACGCGGGAAGAAUACAAGCGAGCGCAGCAGGAUCCGGUCCGCUUCCCCCUGGAGCCGGCCUUGAUCCCCACCUGGGUGGCCGAAGGGCCUGCUGAGGAUACAGCGGUGUGUGUGAACUGUCAGAACAACAGCUUUGGAGACAAGUGCGAGAGCUGCCUACACGGAUACUUCCUGCUGGAGGGCAAAUGUACCAAGUGCCAAUGUAACGGCCACGCUGACUAUUGCCACGAACUGGAUGGGACGGGCUGCCCGUGCCAAAACAACACAGAGACCGGAGGCUGCCAGAACAGUGCCCAAGCCGAUAAAAAGGACUGCUACAAACAACAGUGCGCCAAAUGCCGGGAAUUCUUCCACGGGAAUCCCGUGGGCGGCCACCAAUGCUACCGGCUGAUCAUUGUCGAUCAGGAGAGCUGCUUCGACCCAACGUCUCAACUCAACUGCUUUCACGAGCCAAACAUCAAGAACUUGCUCUUCGGACGCUCGGUUUUUUUCGGCGUCCAGCCCAAGUUUACCAACGUGGACAUCCGGAUCACCAUCGACGUGACCUUCGGCGGAGUGGACGUCUACAUCUCGACCUCCUACGAAACGUUUGUGGUGGACGUUGACCGGGCGACCGGCAUUCACCUGGUGAGGGUUGUCCCCACGGGGGAAGAGACGUCGGCGCGCAGCAACGGGAGCCAGUCUUCCCCGCUGGUACGGGAGGCGCAGGCGCACGGCUUGAUCACUUACAUUACCGUGAGGGAGCAGCAGGCGGUGCUGAUCGUGCGGGGUGUCCGAGACCGCGUAGUCAUCACUUACCCGCACGAGAUCCACGCCCUGAAAUCCAGCCGCUUUUACGUCAUCUUGCUGGGCAUCGGCGGCGGCAGCCCCAACGUCACCGAGUCUCAGGGCCUGCUCUUCUUCCGCCAAGACCAGGCGCACAUCGACCUCUUCGUCUUCUUCUCCGUCUUCUUCUCGUGCUUCUUCCUCUUCCUCUCCGUCUGCGUCUUGCUUUGGAAAGUCAAGCAGUUCCUGGACUUGAGGCACGAGCAACGGCGCCACUUGCAGGAGAUGACCAAGAUGGCCAGCCGGCCUUUUGCCAAAGUGACCAUCUAUUUUGAGCCGGAUAAUUUGGGGGCGCCGGCCGAGCUGGUUUUCCUCCCCGCUCGCCCUCACAAACUCCCCUCUCUGGCAGCGGCCCAGCCCCUCCCCAGCCGCUUGAAACCCUAUCACGAAGUCCCCUACCCCGUGGCCCAUUUCCGCCGCUCAGAGCCCUUCCUGUCUCAUCUCAUGGGCUACUCCUACUCCAGCUUCCGGGUGGGGCCCAUCACUUUGGAGCCGACAGACGACGGCAUGGCCGGUGUGGCUACCGUCCUCUUCCAGCUACCGGGCGGGCUGCAGGCCCCCAACCGUGCCUGCCUAGGCUCUGCUCUCGUCACCCUGCGCCACAAUCUCCAGGACUACUGUAGCAGCAGCCAUGGCAUGAGCAGCUCUCGGAAGGGCCUGCUCAGCCACGAGAACCUCACCAGCAUGUCCCUAUGAGUGAGUGGAGAACUCCGCCCUGCGGGGGCUCCAGAGGGGCCCCAGCGACCUUCACCUGCCUCGUGGAGGGGCUGAGAAGGGCAGGACCUGCAGGCUGGUACGUCGUCGGCACAGACCUUCCUGCCAGCUGGAGAGGUGUCCACCAAAUGGGGAAAGCAGAGACGCUCUUCGGGGCUUGCGUGCCCGCUCUCCUGCCCUCCUGCGUGGGGCCAACUCAGUAUGAAUGGAUGGUACAGGCUGCGGGGAUCUAGAGACCGUGGCGACUUUACGACUUGCGGACUUCAACUCCCAGAAUUCCUCAGCAUGGCCGGCUGAGGAAUUCUGGGAGUUGGAGUCCACAAGUUGUAAAGCCGCCAAGGUGUGAGACCCCUGGUAUAGGGGGAGUGUGCACGUGCCCCCCCCCCCCCAGCCUCACUCUUAAUGACCGCGUUUCCCCAACACGCUUAACCAAGUCCUGGUGUCCACGUUGGUGCAACAUGCUCAGCUUUGGGUUAGUAUUCACCGGUGGCUCUUCUGCGUCUUCAUACGUGUGAACCCCGCUCCUUUGUUUAGCCGAUGUUUCCAUAUACAGGGCAGAAACCCAGGAGAACCAAGCAGCUCCGCAGUUUCCACCGAGCAGACUGUGUGAAGGCCGCCUGGGAUCGAGCCCCCAGGCCAGGCUUGUCCAAAAGUGGGUGUAGAGAUGGAGGAAGGACGGCCUUUCAACCUUGGAUUGUUCACAGCCUUGCUUUCCCAGCGCUGUGUGGAGACCCCGCUAAGAUCUCACAUCGGCUUGCUUUCUACCCGGUGUUGCUGCCAAUCGGCCAGAACUAUCAGGCGUCCCACCUCCGUGGGCGCCACGAAUCCCCAAACACUUUUAAAGUAUAGUUGGCUGGCAAAAACUUCUCUUGGAUUUCAGAUUGUCUCUGUUCGAGAAGGAGUAAAUGAAUCAUGUCAGUCUGGAGUGGAGGAGCAGGAAAAAUAUCCCAAACAAAUCAGUGCAAAAAAAAAAUAAAAUUGAAUUGCACGUUGGGCAAUUCUUCUACCCAGCCUGCGGUUUUGUUUAACACGAAUGAGCUUUGGGGUUGAUAGACAUCUCCCUUUCAAAUUAGAAGCAGCAGCAGGAGGAGAAAGAUGUACCUUCGAUGCCUGGGAGAUAAUCAUGCUUUGGGUUUUGCCGUAGCCUCUUGAUCUUGAAGGGCUGGUUUGUUGCAACGUCGGGUGAGCUGCCGCGUGGUGAUUAAAAUCGCUAAUCCCACGCUGGAUGGGAGUGAACGAACGGAAAGCCGGGUGCAGAAGCCACGUUAAUGCCAAGCGGCUAAACUGGUCAGAAUUAGGGAGCCGUUGCUGGUUUUUUGUAUCAAGUUGCCCUCGACGCCGCUGUGAGGGUCCAGGUGCGGCGCUGAAAACUUGGUGUGAUGGGAGGGAUCAGGGAAAUAGGGGCGGGGGGGAGCGUUGCUUUCACUUCAGAGCAAAGGACAGAGUUAUUGCCUCCUGCUGCAUACCCUGUGUGGCUGCCUCCGCCUCUUCUUUGAAGCCCUUUUGUUCCGCUCUCAGUCCGACGUUGUCAUUCCUUCCCGACAGGUCAGUUUUUUCUUUCCUGGUUAAUUGUGAAGUGGGCUUCAUGGAUGCCAAGGUGGCUUAACAGGGACUUUUCAACUCGCGUGCCAUCUGGCACGUAGCACAGGGGCAGCAACAGCAGCUAGACAGCCAAUCUUCGCACACAGUCCCCUUGGAAAGAAGGAAGAGAAAAUAACCAUCAAUCGUUGUUUGUCAACUUCGAAAACUUUCAGAGGUGUGGACUUUUAACUCCCAGGUCCCAGAUCUUGGGGAAUUCUGGGAAUUGAAGUCCACAUACCUGAAAGUUCUCGAGGGUUGAAGGAUGCUGCUAUAAAUUAUCCAGUGUAACAGAUGCUAUUUAACUUAUUGUCUAUGGUAGCUGCGCCUUCCCAAUUCCAACCGUCUCCAAGUCAAAAUAAAUGAAAAAAAAAAAAAAACCCAA
Messenger RNA from Pseudonaja textilis, 9868 nucleotides. The record is from RefSeq and is a predicted model, not a curated record. Lineage: Eukaryota; Metazoa; Chordata; Lepidosauria; Squamata; Elapidae.